CUCUUCUCCGCUUUGAGGCAGGCCACGAUCCAGUACUUCAGUGACAACGCGAGAGAAGACAUUGGGGAAGAAAUCAGAUCCAAGCUUUUCAAAGCGAUUUGGCAUGCGAGGAUUGCCCUAAUCGUGUUCUCCAGGAACUACGCCGACUCGAAGUGGUGCAUGAACGAGCUGGUCGAGAUUCUAGAGUGCAGGAAGAGGUUCGGAAACCAUGGUCACCUAGUUGUUCCCAUCUUCCACGAGGUAAAAACCGCAGACGUUUCGAAUUUGACGAGCGAAAGUGAAUUCGCUCAAGGUUUUGAGAGAUUGUGUGGAGGCGAAAGAGAUGAAGUGCAGAAACAAAGAUGGACAAACGCCUUGAGAGAAACUAAGCAUUUGACAGGAUUCGACUUGAGGAACGAUGCCGGAGAGAAUGAAAGGAGACUCGUGGACAUAAUAGUAGAGUACCUUGUCGAGAAAAUCCGCGAGACACGGCAACUCCACUUUGCGAGAAACGCAAUUGGGGUGGACUUGUUGGCAGGCGAGGUGAUUUCUUUAAUUAGAAUGGACCAAGAGGAGGACGUGCGCGUCAUAGGUAUAUGUGGAGUAGGAGGAAUAGGCAAGACGAUGGCGGCAGCAGUCAUCUGCGAGCGCAUUCGUCGCGAUUUCGAAUGCUUUGUCUUUCUUGAUAAAAUCGGAGAAGCAGACCGAGUUGAUAUAUUAGGCCUACAAAAGAAGCUGCUCCAUAAUCUCAUGAAGGUGGAAGGAUUGAGGACCUACGGCGACAUUCAGACCAACAUCAACGAGAUAAAUAGUAACAUGUGCUUUAAAAGGAUACUUCUUGUUCUUGACAAUGUUACUAGUAAAGAACAGAUUGACUACUUCUGGGCAGGAGACCGAGAACUGCUGUGUCCUGGGAGCAGAAUUCUGAUCACAACCCGAGACCAAAACUUGCUAAAAGAUCUCAAGGUAGACGACAAGUAUAUCGUCAAAGGAUUGGACCCGAAUGAAGCGCUCCGGCUCUUUUGUCGCCAUGCCUGGAAGAGAGAAGAACCUCAAGAAGGCUAUGAGGAGUUGUCCCGAAAUCUAGCUCAUUAUGCAGGAGGUCAUCCGGAGUCUCUUAAGAGGUUGGGCACAUUCCUAAACGGCAUGCCGAAACAACAAUGGCCUCACAUAAUGGAGAAGUUGGUUAGAAGCCCUUAUCUCGAUUCGCUCAUUCAUUCCUUCGAAUCAGCUGGGCCAUAUGGCGGUCAAGGCGGUGAUGCUUUUGAUGAUGGGACACACAAUGGGGUGAGGCAAAUUAGGCUGUAUGGACAAUCAAUUAUUGAAUCCAUCACCAUCGACUAUGAUCACGAUGGGUGUUUCGUGAGAUCCUCCCAGCAUGGUGGACAUGCCCAUGACAAUGAAACGCUGGUGAUAUUGGACCAUCCAAGGGAACACCUGAUUUCUGUAUCAGGCCAUAUCGAUGAUGAUGGAGGUCAUGAUGUUGUUCGGUCUCUCAAGAUCCACAGCAACAAGAAGACGUACGGACCAUUUGGUUCAGAAAGAGGACGGCCUUUUGAUCUCUCACAUUCUGAUAGACAGAUCAUCGGGUUUCAUGGAAAAUGUAGCAGCCAUCUCCACUCAAUCGGAGCCCAUUUCGGGCCAAUUUCUCAUGUGUAUCCAUAUGAUGUCGUGGGACCAUUUGGUGGUGAUAGUGGAAUGCACAUUUGGGACGACGGAAAACACACAGAUGUGAGGCAAAUCGUCGUAGGCUUCGAUUCGGCAAUUAAGUCCAUCUCUAUCUUAUAUGAUGAACACGGACGUCCAGUUGGUCCGUUCACACAUGGCACAAGUGGAGGAGGCAAAACAUAUACGAUUAAGUUCGACCAUCCAAUUGAGUACUUGACAUCCAUCUCGGGCUAUACUGAAGAAGUUUCCGGACUCACCAUUCUUCAGUCACUGACAAUCCAUACUAGCAGAAGGGAUCAUGGACCGAUCGGAACAGCCAAUAAAGGGAGGCAUUUUCAUUUCCAUACACCGGUGGCAAAAUUGUUGGGUUUCAUGGGAGUUGCGAUGGCCCUCAUCUCGUGUCCAUCGGAGCUUUUUAUGAGCCGAUUCCUCAUACAUAUCCUGUUAAAGUUUUCGGGCCUUUUGGAGACUUCAUCGAGUCAUUGCUUUUAA
Messenger RNA from Eucalyptus grandis, 2139 nucleotides. Its product is annotated as disease resistance protein RUN1-like. Lineage: Eukaryota; Viridiplantae; Streptophyta; Magnoliopsida; Myrtales; Myrtaceae. Gene Ontology annotation, molecular function: ADP binding; carbohydrate binding. Gene Ontology annotation, biological process: signal transduction. The transcript is spliced from 6 exons. The coding region runs from base 160 to 2139 and encodes 659 amino acids. The record is from RefSeq and is a predicted model, not a curated record.